ACGCCGGGACAGGCGAGCUCGAGGCUUUGAAAAUUAGCCUCUGCUGUGAGCGUCUAAAAUGUUCUUGGCACCCGGGGCCCGGGGCGCUGCAGCGAGCCGCGGGGCACUUGUCCAACAUUCGCUCCAGCUCCUCCACCGAGCGAGUCCGGGUCUCUAACACCCCGGCGCUGUCAUCGGCGAGCUCCCGCGGCCAGGCUCGCCUGAGCGCCAGUCCCACCAUGCUGCAAGGCCAGGGCUGGGUGCUGCUGGCAGCGCUUCUCCUCGCUGGGCUGGGUCACUCCACAUCCGAGGCCUUCAAGGUGAACAGGCGCCCCGUGCGGACUCGAACCUGCGCCGACCGGCCGGAGGAGCUGCUGGAACAGCUGUACGGGAGGCUCACCGCGGGCAUGCUCAGCGCCUUCCACCACACCUUGCAGCUGGAACCGCUGGAGAAAGACCAUAACGUGAGCUGUCCGGCAGGGGGCAGAGCAGCCAGUGAGAAAAAGUACCGCCUCCCUAUCAACCUGCACAGCGUCUCCCCCUGGUCUUACAGAAUUUCCUACGAUCCCACAAGGUAUCCCAAAUACAUUCCUGAAGCGUACUGUCUGUGCAAGGGCUGUCUCACUGGGAUUUACGGCGAGGAGAAUUUCCACUUCCGCAGCACCCCAGUGUAUAUGCCAACCGUCAUCUUGCGCCGCACUUCAGCUUGUGCUGGAGGUCGCUACGUGUACACAGAGGAUUAUGUCACUAUCCCUGUGGGGUGCACUUGUGUACCGGAGCAGGAAAAAGAGGCAGACAGUGUCAAUUCCAGCAUAGAUAAGCAAGAAAUGAAGUUGUUGGUAAACCAGAACGACAAGCCAGCAUCUGAAUGAGAAGCAUUCAAGGAACCCUGUGUACAACAUUGGCUUCAAGUUAAUAUUUCACUUAUUCAGGAGAUUAUAUAGCAAUUGGGGGGAAAUAAUUUUGUCUUUCUAACUACGACUGUUGCAGU
Mauremys reevesii (Reeves's turtle) is the source of this 970-nucleotide messenger RNA. It is a transcript of the gene IL17D, whose product is annotated as interleukin 17D. Gene Ontology annotation, biological process: inflammatory response. Bases 219 to 851 code for a protein of 210 amino acids. Gene Ontology annotation, molecular function: cytokine activity. The transcript is spliced from 3 exons. Lineage: Eukaryota; Metazoa; Chordata; Testudines; Geoemydidae. The record is from RefSeq and is a predicted model, not a curated record. Gene Ontology annotation, cellular component: extracellular region.